AAGCCCUUUGAUAGGUGCCACGCUAGCGAACGUCCAAUACAAAAGGAAACAAUGGAACAAAUAGUGAAGACUCGCGAUGUGGAAAAGUUCGUGUCGGAAACGAAGUACUUCCUCGACGAAUUCGAUUCCAUCAUUAGCCACUGGGACCUGUCGGGGAACUUCUUCCUGCACUAUCUGAUCGAAAUCCACGAGAACGUAACACAGUUGCUGUCCCGGUUUACUACCCUCUCACUCGAAGGUGUCGGAGACCGGAAAAGCAAACCCUUCUUCAACCUAAAAUGUUGCGAUCUCGAAUUUCAAACAGUAAAAGAUCUGCGACUACACCAUCACUCUUGCCGGCACAAGAAAUCGCAUUUUGAAGAAACGGAUAACUGCGAGCUUAAAUCAGCCCUGCUUAAAUUGGCAUUUUUCAAUCGGAGGGUAAACGAAUACGUACAGUACGGAACAGUCGCUGACCGUUACCUAUGUCUAUACCUGAAAAAGAUUCUGAAAAAGAUCAUCAUCACUCUGGAUACGUUCAACCUGUAGAGAUGUGGUCGCAAUGCAGCAGGGAGUGCACCGUCAUUUUUGUGUAGCCUUUAAGAUUGCCUGUUAAUUUAAUUUAAUUAUAUAUAACUUCAAUGUUAGCGAUAAACCAAACCACAGGGGUAACGGUAAGAAUGGUAUCUGUACAUGUUAAGAAGCGUACAUAAUACGUUUAAAU
Molecule: messenger RNA, 703 nt
Organism: Anopheles moucheti
Lineage: Eukaryota; Metazoa; Arthropoda; Insecta; Diptera; Culicidae
Exons: 4
Coding region: 52-528 (158 amino acids)
Source: RefSeq, a predicted model, not a curated record